AGUUAACAAUCUCAAGAAGUCUCAAAGGAGCCAAAGAAGUUGCAUAUUCUGCUGCCAUGGGUGCUGCUGCAGCUAUUGUUAGAAACAUGAAUGCAUUAGUCGGCCCGGGCGUGAUGCUUCUGUACCCUCUGUAUGCAUCGAUGAGGGCUAUAGAGAGCCCUUCGACGCUGGAUGACCAGCAGUGGCUCACCUAUUGGGUUCUCUACUCCUUCAUAACCCUGUUUGAGUUAUCCUUUUGGCAAGUCCUACAAUGGUUUCCAUUCUGGACAUUCAUCAAGCUUGUGUUCUGUCUGUGGUUGGUUCUGCCAAUUUUCAAUGGAGCAGCUUAUAUAUACGAGAAGUAUGUGAGGAGAUAUGUGAAAGUUGGGGGUCUGGUAAACACAAACUACCCCGAGACACAGAGGAAGGCUCUCCAGAUGAUGAGCCUUGAUGCCAGGAAAUCUGUGGAGAGGUUCAUAGAUACCUAUGGACCAGAUGCAUUCGACCGAGUGGUCAAAGCGGCUGAAAAAGAGGCAAAGAAAAUGCACUGAAGACAAAAGAGUGCAAUUAGAGCUUCAGUUCAAGAAGAUAACUGUGGAAAACUGGAAAUGUAUGGUUGAGAUAGGUGUGUGGUCUAUUUGUGAGUGUGUGAUUCUGUAAAGAUUAGAAACAAUAUAGCUAUACAUUUAAUGGGUACAAAAUUCAGUCGUUUCACAAAGA
Messenger RNA from Ipomoea nil (Japanese morning glory), 699 nucleotides. Its product is annotated as HVA22-like protein f. The coding region runs from base 57 to 530 and encodes 157 amino acids. The record is from RefSeq and is a predicted model, not a curated record. The transcript has 5 exons. Lineage: Eukaryota; Viridiplantae; Streptophyta; Magnoliopsida; Solanales; Convolvulaceae.